UUUGGAUGGCUACCUGUUUUUUAUUUUAACUUUCAUGCUUGCAUUGCGCAGCUGAACGGAAAUCUAGCCUCUUCACGGCUAAAAAAAGCCCACAACCACAUGUCUAAACCUUCAAAAUUAGAAACAGAGGGAGAAUGCAGAACAGAGGAAAUCAUCCCGUGCAAACCCACACAAGGGGCUCAUUGUCAAUACAGCACAACUUGACAUGAAACCUCACCUUGCAGCUGCAUUAUUGACACAUAGACUCUGUGCCCAAUGUGCUCUGCUGAUGCCUCAUCCUCACUGUCUGACUGUAACUGGUCCUGGCAUCCUCCAUCUGUGCCCCCUUGGCAAAACCUUUUUGAAGUCUUAAAGACGUUGUUAAACUUCCUCAUAGCUUUGGAAAGGGACAGUAAUGCUGUCAAACUUUCUUGUGCCUGACUCAUAAUAUUACACUUUGGUUAGAAUCUGUCUCUUCAUUUUGAGGGAGCGAGCAGUGAUAUAUUGGGACAGUCUUUCAAUCAGUGAAAUCAAAGCGCUCAAUGCGUUCCAUAAUGGGCACCCCGGCUGGGCAUAUGUUGGUGCUAAUGGCCUGUAUGGCAGCCAGAGGAAUGUGCCAGAUAAACAGAGCUGAAGCAGAGAAGGACCCUCUCCCAGCCUUUCUCGUCCACGCCACGCUCCAGUCUGCGGAUUUCUACAGCACUGUCAGUCCUAGUGCGGGGCCCGACCUGCAUCUGGGGUCCCCCGGAGCUGAUGUGCAAGCUGUGGUGUCUGGUUUUCCCAAUGACACCGUCCAAAAAAGGGCAUAUCGACCUCCGAUGUGCCUUGUAAAUACCUCUAUUAACAGCUAUUUUAAGUACAUCAACACCAUAAUCUCCAUUACGGUCUUUGUGGUCGGCAUGGUCGGCAACGCCACCCUGCUGAGGAUUAUAUACCAGCACAAGUGCAUGAGGAACGGGCCCAACGCCCUCAUCGCCAGCCUGGCCCUGGGCGACCUCAUGUACAUUUUCAUUGACAUACCCAUCAACGUAUACAAGCUCCUGGCUUCUCGCUGGCCGUUUGACGACAGCACCUUGGGCCUGUGUCUGUGCAAGCUGGUUCCCUUCCUGCAGAAAGCCUCUGUGGGCAUCACUGUCCUCAACCUGUGUGCCCUCAGCGUGGACAGGUACAGGGCUGUAGCCUCCUGGAGCAGGGUGCAGGGCGUCGGCAUCCCUCUCUUCACAAUCAUUGAGAUCGUGUCCAUUUGGGUGCUGUCCCUCAUCCUGGCUGUACCGGAGGCCGUCGGUUUUGACAUAGUCCCCUUCAACUACACCAACAGCUCCCUGCGCACCUGCAUGCUUAACCCCCAGAGCAGUUUCAUGACGUUCUACAGAGAUACAAAGGACUGGUGGCUGUUUGGCUUCUACUUUUGUGUACCUCUGAUAUGCAGCGCUAUCUUCUACACCCUGAUGACCGUGGAGAUGCUCAACCACAGGAACGGCAGCCUCCGGAUCGCUCUCAGCGAGCACCUCAAACAGAGGAGGGAGGUGGCCAAAGCUGUCCUCUGCCUCGUCCUCAUCUUUGCCCUCUGCUGGUUCCCGCUACACCUCAGCAGGAUUCUUAAAAGGACGAUUUACUACCAGAAUGAUAGGAAGCGCUGUGAGCUGCUCAACUUCCUAUUGGUCAUGGAUUACCUCGGCAUCAACCUUGCAACAAUAAACUCCUGCAUAAAUCCCAUUAUCCUCUACUUUGUCAGCAAAAAGUUCAAAAACUGCUUCAAGUCGUGUUUGUGCUGCUGGUGUUACUCCGACAACCAGCUGAGCAGCAUUGGACCCAUGAAUGGCACGAGCGUACAGUGUAAGAGCCCCGAACCCAACAACCUCCACACUGACCGCAGCAUCAGGAAAGACAGCAACUGAUCUCGCGCCUCGGGAAUAUUUUUGAAGACCUUCCAGCGUCCCCCCAGCAAGUGCUUAAAAUACAACCAAUACACAUCCUUAAAUAUAGACAUCAAAAACGCACUUCUUUUUUUUCUUCUUCUUCAGACAACAAAUAGUCUAAGUUAGGACCACUAAAGCAGCACAUGGAUGAGGAACUGGAAAUAAGGAACAAACAAUGGAUUUGGUGUACAAUGCUCUGAAGUUUCCUGAGCCUCUCAGCAGGGCCGAACUUCCGAAAGACAAACUCCCCUCUGUUCCCACACCCACGGACAGUGACGCUGUAGCUUGAGAGAAAGGAGGGAGAGCAGGAUGAGGAGGAGGAGGAGGAGGAGGAGGAGGAAGAGGAGGAGGACUCUUUAAAGGGAUGCAGCUGAACACGGACUAUAAAUUACUCUCUAUCAGGAGUCAAGCAUGCUAUUCCUGUAAAGGGCAGCACUACUGGGAAGGAUGCUACAGGAAGGAAAAAGCUGACUGCUCGCUGUCAGAGCGGAUGAUGAGAGAUGAAUAUGUGCUGUCCCCAGGAGUUCGCCACUCACUGGCGAUGAAAAACAGGAAAGCGCGUUACUGACUCGAGCCGCAAUUAAUUUUCCAUUAAACGUGUGAGCGGUUGUACAGUGUAUUUUACUCGUGCUCAUUAUUCAUUAAGCUGCUUUGUGGUAUAAUUAGAAGAUGCUUAAUGUUUGAUUCCUACUGCUUCACGGAAGAAUCAUGUCAGGAUGUGCCAAAGUACCUGGCACGAAAUCAAGUACAGGGUUUCAGGUUUUAGAGCAGAUAGACACUGCAUUAUCAUAGCACAUGUCAAACAAACACUUAAUAAGAAGUAGGGGAAUGGAUUAUGGAAAGUCUGAUAUCACCACUGACCAAAAAUAGACAAACUUUUUUUUCUUUUUUUUUUUCUUCAACACUGUGAAUUUUACCAUUUUACAAAACAUCACUUAUGGCAGCAUUUAUGCCUGAAUAAUCCAUAGAAUAUAAUUAUAUGUAUAUUGUCCACUUUUAUAAAGUGUUAUAUUGCAGUAAUAGUAAGUAUUUUAUUCAGACUACGUUACAUUUGUAAUGACAUAGGCAGAGAAUGGUAGAUACUCCAAGCUUGUAGUUGGACGUUUUAGAAAAUAUGUCCCUUUUUUUGUUGGCGUUACUUUGAUGGCGUCCAGUUAGCCUGGCUUUGCAUAAAGAGUGGAGACAAGUGGAAAACAGGUGGCCUGGUUUUGUCCAAAGGCAACUAGGUCCACCUGCUAAUUAACACCUUAUUUUUUAAAAAUCACAUUUAUUUAAUUUUUUUUUAAAUAAAAAGAAGCCUAACCAGGAGGAGAGGCUGGCUGUCGUGCUGCUGCAGCCAGGAGUGACUAGGAAUAAUAUCUGUUUGGCUGUUGGCACUGUCAUACAUCCAAAAUACAGGCUGGCUACUGCACUCAUCUACUUUUACGUUUGUUAAGUUUUGAGUAUGACAGAUGUAGGUUUUAAAGUUGUUUAAAGCCACUUUUGAUGAAGCUAAAGUAAAGUGAUGAUGUUAAACCUGAAAUAACUUUUUCAAAUCGUAUUUAGUAAUUAGUCACAUUUUAACGAGGGGUUAAAUUGUGGACAAUUUCUCGGCUGGGUGCAGUUACUUCCUGGAUAAGCUAAACUGGCUGUUGGCUGUAAUUUUAUAUUAAAUGGACAGACAUGAGAUCAAUGUUCUCAACUAUCCCUCAGCAAGAAAGUCAACAAGGCUGUUUCCCAAAAUGUCCAUCUAUUGUUUUUAUAUGGAAACCAUAUUCAGCUAUCAAACAACUGUGCUGCCUUAUAUUAUGUGAUAUGUGAACACAUGUAAACCUGUGUGAGUUUGAAUGUGCAUGUGAGUGUAUGCUGCGUGUAUAAUUACUUGCACGUCUUUCGUUGGAGUGUUUUUGCACACUUGUGUACGGCGGAGCAAGCGAUGUCUGUACAGCAUCAUUUUACCACUAUUCCUCAAAGCGAUUCAUAACAAUCCAUAGAAAAUGGACUUCAUAUCUAUUUGUUGCCAUUGAUUUAACAUGUUAACCUCACGUUAAUGCUGCUCCUUAUACCAAUAAAUCAGUUUCCAUCUCCACCGUAAGAAA
Molecule: messenger RNA, 3976 nt
Organism: Stegastes partitus (bicolor damselfish)
Lineage: Eukaryota; Metazoa; Chordata; Actinopteri; Pomacentridae
Gene: ednraa
Product: endothelin receptor type Aa
Exons: 8
Coding region: 522-1877 (451 amino acids)
Biological process (GO): vasoconstriction; endothelin receptor signaling pathway; regulation of blood pressure
Cellular component (GO): plasma membrane
Molecular function (GO): endothelin receptor activity
Source: RefSeq, a predicted model, not a curated record